AUGGCUCCCACGCCUUCGAUACCCAUGAUAGCCGGGCGCAGAUGGCGCGGCACGGAGCCUAUGCUUUCAGACCAUAUCAGAAUCGAGGAGGGCAGCGAGGAGUCGCUCCCGCUUCUCGGAACAAGCCCGUCGUCGUCUGUUUCAUCAACAGAAUUUGAACCCAAAGAACCCGAGGUGUUCUCAUCACCGCGAGAAAAAUCAGGGCUAUCCUGGUUCUCAUGGAAAUCCAGUAAUGAUGAAUAUGAUGAUAAUGAUGGCGACGCCAUAGCUACGCAGAAGUCAGUGUUUGAUGAUCCCAGCCAUGCAAAAACAUUUCAGCCGAGCGUGGAAUGGGAAAACAUCCACCGGUUUGACCUUUCAGCCCGCUGGACCUGGAGCGAAGAACGAGCAGUAGUCCGGAAACUCGACUUCCGCAUCCUCGGAUUCAUUUGCGUCGCGUUUCUCGCACUUGAGCUGGACAGAGCGAAUCUUGGCCAGGCACUGUCUGACAAUUUCCUGCAAGAUCUUAAAUUGACCACCGAUGAUUAUAACCUUGGCAACACGUUGUUUCGAUUAGCGUUCCUCUUCGCUGAGCUUCCAUCCCAGCUUAUCAGUAAAUGGAUUGGACCAGACCGUUGGAUCCCAGCGCAGAUGUGUCUUUGGAGCGUUGUUUCCAUCAGUCAAUUUUGGCUAUAUGAUAGGUCGAGUUUCCUCUUCACAAGAGUUUUGCUCGGCAUUUGCGAAGGAGGCUUCAUUCCUCAAGGCAUUUUGACGUUGGCCAUUGGACUCCUCGCCUUCCACCUCAUCCCACCAUCUCUAACUGAAACCUCCAGUUGGUUCAGCGGCGGGAAGCCCUGGAUGAAUUCAAGGGAGGAAGUCAUCUCAGUCAACCGGAUUAUCCGUGAUGAUCCCAGUAAAGGACAGGUGCACAAUAGAGAGCCCAUCACGGUCAAGAAACUGAUCAGCUGUCUUCUCGACUACGACCUCUGGCCGUUAUACAUCAUCGGCUUGCUUUUUGGCCUGCCCAUGACACCGCCAAGACAAUAUCUCACGCUGCUUCUUCGCGAAGUCGGCUUCAGCACAGCAGUGACCAACUUGCUCACCGUCCCUGCCAUGGCAUUUUCGAUGUGCUCCAUUAUAGCCAUCAGCCAGUUAUCAGAGAAACGUCAGGAACGAUCUUUUGUUGCAAUCAUUCCUCAGGUCUGGGUGCUCGUAGGAUUAAUAGUUCUCAAAAUCGGAGAUAUCACACAGAUGAAUCCAUGGGUUGUCUGGCUGGUCCUCACAGCUCUACUUUCAUACCCUUCCCCACAUGCUCUUCAAGUCAGUUGGACGUCGAGAAAUUCAAACUCUGUGCAGCUACGAGCUGUCUCUGCCGCUGCGUAUAAUAUGUGCGUUCAGGCUUCGGGCAUGAUCGGAUCCAACAUCUAUCGCGAGGACGACAAACCGCGGUACGAAAGAGGGAAUCGAAAUCUCAUCAUAAUAGCAUGCGCAAAUAUUGUUCUUUAUUUUCUGGUCAAAGGCUACUACAUGUGGCGAAACGAGGACAAGACGAGAAAAUGGAACGCCAAGUCAGCGGAUGAACAGCAGGUGUAUCGGGAAACCACCACUGACGAAGGCAACAAACGAUUGGAUGUGUUACUUGUCCACUGA
Messenger RNA from Clonostachys rhizophaga, 1629 nucleotides. The record is from the annotation of a GenBank genome assembly. Lineage: Eukaryota; Fungi; Ascomycota; Sordariomycetes; Hypocreales; Bionectriaceae.